Messenger RNA from Olea europaea var. sylvestris, 989 nucleotides. RefSeq names its product probable transmembrane ascorbate ferrireductase 2. NCBI's taxonomy places the organism in Eukaryota, Viridiplantae, Streptophyta, Magnoliopsida, Lamiales, Oleaceae. The record is from RefSeq and is a predicted model, not a curated record. The coding region runs from base 178 to 876 and encodes 232 amino acids. The transcript has 4 exons. Gene Ontology annotation, molecular function: oxidoreductase activity.
UUAAUACCAGGGUGAUUUUUAGCCGUCCGAUGGUAUACUUGACGCUAAUUUUGAUGGCUUGAAUAGUCUCUAUUUGGCGCAGUAUAUUUCUUCAUAGAGAUCUGGAUUUGACUGCAAAACCCUGAAUCUCGCUCUUCGUUCAAGAUUUGUCGCAUUUAAAUCUCUCUGAAAUCUUCAAUGGCAGUGCCGAUGUAUGGGUUUCCGAUCUUUGCGGUCGUAAGAAUUUUCGGAAUUGCUAUAAUUGCACUUGUUUUAACGUGGACAGUGCAUUACAGGGGAGGCUUGGCUCUCAUUUCCGACAACAAAGAUCUCAUCUUCAAUGUUCAUCCUGUUUUAAUGGUUAUUGGCCUUGUGCUUCUGAACGGUGAAGCCAUGCUAGCAUACAAGACUGUCUCAGGAACAAAAAGUUACAAAAAAUUAGUUCAUCUUUUUCUACAAUUUCUGGCUUUCUUAUUGGGCAUUGUUGGACUAUGGGCUGCUUGGAAGUUUCAUGUUGAUAAAGGCAUUGACAACUUCUACAGCCUUCACUCAUGGCUGGGCCUGGCCUGCCUUCUCUUAUUUGGAAUUCAGUGGGCUGCUGGAUUUGUGACCUUUUGGUAUCCAGGCGGUUCAAGACACAGUAAGGCUAGCCUGCUGCCAUGGCAUGUAUUUUUUGGCAUUUAUAUGUAUGCUCUAGCUAUUGCUACUUGCACUACAGGUAUUUUAGAGAAAGCCACAUUUCUUCAGACGAACCAGGUAAUAUCACGAUAUUCAACUGAGGCAUUGUUAGUGAAUUCUUUGGGUAUCUUGAUAGUUGUUUUGGGCGGUUUUGUGAUUCUCGCGGUUGUCUCACCUGUCCAUAGGAAAGGUGACAUUCCCAAAGGAACAAUAGACUAAGUAUAGCAUAGUCAAUUUGGAACAUACCUGUGAAAUUGUUUGUAAUGAGAAAGAACUGACGCUAUCAAAAGUAAUAACAUUCUUGGCUGCUCGACUGCCAAAUCUUUAUAUCA